Oncorhynchus masou masou (cherry salmon) is the source of this 4143-nucleotide messenger RNA. RefSeq lists its product as uncharacterized. NCBI's taxonomy places the organism in Eukaryota, Metazoa, Chordata, Actinopteri, Salmoniformes, Salmonidae. The transcript has 13 exons. The coding region runs from base 1 to 4143 and encodes 1380 amino acids. The record is from RefSeq and is a predicted model, not a curated record.
AUGGCCACACCACAAACACUGUGGGGCUGUGGACCAGAGCUAGCCACAACAACCACACCACAGAGACUAGCUAGCCACAACAACCACAGCCACACCACAGAGAAUGUGGGGCUGUGGACCAGAGCUAGCCACAACAACCAUGGCCACACCACAAAGACUGUGGGGCUGUGGACCAGAGCUAGCCACAACAACCACACCACAGAGACUGUGGGGCUGUGGACCAGAGCUAGCCACAACAGCCACACCACAGAGACUGUGGGGCUAUGGACCAGAGCUAGCCUCAACAACCACGGCCACACCACAAAGACUGUGGGGCUGUGGACCAGAGCUAGCCACAACAACCACACCACAGAGACUGUGGGGCUGUGGACCAGAGCUAGCCACAACAGCCACACCACAGAGACUGUGGGGCUAUGGACCAGAGCUAGCCUCAACAACCACGGUCACACCACAGAGUCUGUGGGGCUGUGGACCAGAGCUAGCCACAACAACCACAGCCACACCACAGUGACUGUGGUGCUAUGGACCAGAGCUAGCCACAACAACCACGGUCACACCACAGAGUCUGUGGGGCUGUGGACCAGAGCUAGCCACAACAACCACAGCCACACCACAGUGACUGUGGUGCUAUGGACCAGAGCUAGCCACAACAACCACGGCCACACCACAGCGUCUGUGGGGCUGUGGACCAGAGCUAGCCACAACAACCACAGCCACACCACAGAGAAUGUGGGGCUAGCUAGCCACAACAACCACAGCCACACCACAGAGAAUGUGGGGCUGUGGACCAGAGCUAGCCACAACAACCAUGGCCACACCACAAAGACUGUGGGGCUGUGGACCAGAGCUAGCCUCAACAACCACGGCCACACCACAAAGACUGUGGGGCUGUGGACCAGAGCUAGCCACAACAACCACACCACAGAGACUGUGGGGCUGUGGACCAGAGCUAGCCACAACAGCCACACCACAGAGACUGUGGGGCUAUGGACCAGAGCUAGCCUCAACAACCACGGCCACACCACAAAGACUGUGGGGCUGUGGACCAGAGCUAGCCACAACAACCACACCACAGAGACUGUGGGGCUGUGGACCAGAGCUAGCCACAACAGCCACACCACAGAGACUGUGGGGCUAUGGACCAGAGCUAGCCUCAACAACCACGGUCACACCACAGAAGCUAGCCACAACAACCACAGCCACACCACAGAGAAUGUGGGGCUGUGGACCAGAGCUAGCCACAACAACCAUGGCCACACCACAAAGACUGUGGGGCUGUGGACCAGAGCUAGCCUCAACAACCACGGCCACACCACAAAGACUGUGGGGCUGUGGACCAGAGCUAGCCACAACAACCACACCACAGAGACUGUGGGGCUGUGGACCAGAGCUAGCCACAACAGCCACACCACAGAGACUGUGGGGCUAUGGACCAGAGCUAGCCUCAACAACCACGGCCACACCACAAAGACUGUGGGGCUGUGGACCAGAGCUAGCCACAACAACCACACCACAGAGACUGUGGGGCUGUGGACCAGAGCUAGCCACAACAGCCACACCACAGAGACUGUGGGGCUAUGGACCAGAGCUAGCCUCAACAACCACGGUCACACCACAGAAGCUAGCCACAAAAACCACAGCCACACCACAGAGAAUGUGGGGCUGUGGACCAGAGCUAGCCACAACAACCAUGGCCACACCACAAAGACUGUGGGGCUGUGGACCAGAGCUAGCCUCAACAACCACGGCCACACCACAAAGACUGUGGGGCUGUGGACCAGAGCUAGCCACAACAACCACACCACAGAGUCUGUGGGGCUGUGGACCAGAGCUAGCCACAACAGCCACACCACAGAGACUGUGGGGCUAUGGACCAGAGCUAGCCUCAACAACCACGGUCACACCACAGAGUCUGUGGGGCUGUGGACCAGAGCUAGCCACAACAACCACACCACAGAGACUGUGGGGCUCCACAACAACCACACCACAGAGACUGUGGGGCUGUGGACCAGAGCUAGCCACAACAACCACAGCCACACCACAGUGACUGUGGUGCUAUGGACCAGAGCUAGCCACAACAACCAUGGCCACACCACAGCGUCUGUGGGGCUGUGGACCAGAGCCAGCCACAACAACCACACCACAGAGACUGUGGGGCUGUGGACCAGAGCUAGCCACAACAACCACAGCCACACCACAGUGACUGUGGUGCUAUGGACCAGAGCUAGCCACAACAACCACACCACAGAGACUGUGGGGCUGUGGACCAGAGCUAGCCACAACAACCACAGCCACACCACAGUGACUGUGGUGCUAUGGACCAGAGCUAGCCACAACAACCAUGGCCACACCACAGCGUCUGUGGGGCUGUGGACCAGAGCCAGCCACAACAACCACAGCCACACCACAGAGACUGUGGGGCUAUGGACCAGAGCUAGCCUCAACAACCACGGUCACACCACAGAGUCUGUGGGGCUGUGGACCAGAGCUAGCCACAACAACCACGGCCCCACCACAGCAGCUAGCCACAACAACCACACCACAGAGACUGUGGGGCUGUGGACCAGAGCUAGCCUCAACAACCACGGCCACACCACAGAGUCUGUGGGGCUGUGGACUAGAGCUAGCCACAACAACCACACCACAGCGUCUGUGGGGCUGUGGACCAGAGCUAGCCACAACAACCACACCACAGAGACUGUGGGGCUGUGGACCAGAGCUAGCCUCAACAACCACGGUCACACCACAGCAGCUAGCCACAACAACCACAGCCACACCACAGAGAAUGUGGGGCUGUGGACCAGAGCUAGCCACAACAACCAUGGCCACACCACAAAGACUGUGGGGCUGUGGACCAGAGCUAGCCACAACAGCCACACCACAGAGACUGUGGGGCUAUGGACCAGAGCUAGCCUCAACAACCACGGCCACACCACAGAAGCUAGCCACAACAACCACAGCCACACCACAGAGAAUGUGGGGCUAUGGACCAGAGCUAGCCUCAACAACCACGGUCACACCACAGAGUCUGUGGGGCUGUGGACCAGAGCUAGCCACAACAACCACACCACAGAGACUGUGGGGCUGUGGACCAGAGCUAGCCACAACAACCACAGCCACACCACAGUGACUGUGGUGCUAUGGACCAGAGCUAGCCACAACAACCACGGCCACACCACAGCGUCUGUGGGGCUGUGGACCAGAGCUAGCCACAACAACCACAGCCACACCACAGAGAAUGUGGGGCUAGCUAGCCACAACAACCACAGCCACACCACAGAGAAUGUGGGGCUGUGGACCAGAGCUAGCCACAACAACCAUGGCCACACCACAAAGACUGCGGGGCUGUGGACCAGAGCUAGCCACAACAGCCACACCACAGAGACUGUGGGGCUAUGGACCAGAGCUAGCCUCAACAACCACGGCCACACCACAGAAGCUAGCCACAACAACCACAGCCACACCACAGAGAAUGUGGGGCUGUGGACCAGAGCUAGCCACAACAACCAUGGCCACAUCACAAAGACUGUGGGGCUGUGGACCAGAGCUAGCCUCAACAACCACGGCCACACCACAAAGACUGUGGGGCUGUGGACCAGAGCUAGCCACAACAACCACACCACAGAGACUGUGGGGCUAGCUAGCCACAACAACCACAGCCACACCACAGAGAAUGUGGGGCUAUGGACCAGAGCUAGCCUCAACAACCACGGUCACACCACAGAGUCUGUGGGGCUGUGGACCAGAGCUAGCCACAACAACCACACCACAGAGACUGUGGGGCUGUGGACCAGAGCUAGCCACAACAACCACAGCCACACCACAGUGACUGUGGUGCUAUGGACCAGAGCUAGCCACAACAACCACGGCCACACCACAGCGUCUGUGGGGCUGUGGACCAGAGCUAGCCACAACAACCACAGCCACACCACAGAGAAUGUGGGGCUAGCUAGCCACAACAACCACACCACAGAGACUGUGGAGCUGUGGACCAGAGCAAGCCACAACAACCACACCACAGAGACUGUGGGGCUGUGGACCAGAGCUAACCACAACAACCACAGCCACACCACAGAGAAUGUGGGGCUGUGGAUCAGAGCUAGCCACAACAACCACAGCCACACCACAGGCAUCAGGAGCUGA